Eupeodes corollae is the source of this 6127-nucleotide messenger RNA. Its product is annotated as DNA-directed RNA polymerase II subunit RPB1-like. Gene Ontology annotation, cellular component: RNA polymerase II, core complex. The record is from RefSeq and is a predicted model, not a curated record. Gene Ontology annotation, biological process: transcription by RNA polymerase II. Gene Ontology annotation, molecular function: DNA binding. Bases 90 to 5927 code for a protein of 1945 amino acids. Lineage: Eukaryota; Metazoa; Arthropoda; Insecta; Diptera; Syrphidae. The transcript is spliced from 2 exons.
UCACAAUACAAAUCACAAUUCAAAUGUUCAGAUAUAAAUUUGUUCUCAUGCAAUAGAAAACAAGUAAUUGAAGUGAAUUUCCGUUUGAAAUGAGUUCAAUCGAAUACAACGCAGGCAAUUACCGGGCAGUCAAGUCCAUUCAAUUUGGAAUCUUGUCGCCCGACGAAAUCAGGCGGAUGUCGGUGACCGAUGGCGGAAUAGAAUUGUCAGCAACAAUGGAAUCCGGAAAGCCGGCAAUGGGUGGCCUAAUGGACCCUCGCCAAGGAGCUAUCGAUCGAAGUUCACGGUGCAUGACCUGCACCAAUGAUCUCAUCGAUUGUCCUGGUCAUUUCGGCCACCUUGAACUUGCGAAGCCAGUCUUCCAUGUUGGAUUCAUAUUGAAAACCAUAAAAAUACUUCGUUGUGUUUGUUUCAACUGCUCCCGCUUACUGGUUUCUCCCACAAAUCCCAAGAUAAAACAGAUUCUCCAUAGAACCAAGGACAAGCCAAAGGUCAGACUGCGAAUGAUCUGUGAGGCUUCCCAUGACAAGGUAAUAUGUGAAGGUGGCGAACAAAUAGACUUCCACAAACGCAUUGGCGAUCGCGCUGUUCACGGUGGUUGUGGCCAUUAUCAGCCAAAAAUAAGACGCCUUGGUUUGACUCUGACCGCACAUUGGAAGCAAAUCGAUAAGUACCAACAAGAACACAAUAUGAAUCUGACUGCCGAGAAGGUUUUGGAGAUAUUCAGGCGUAUUUCCAAUAGUGAUUGUGUUGUCCUCGGUAUGGACCCAAAACUAGCUCGUCCCGAUUGGAUGAUAACAUCGGUUAUGCCUGUUCCACCUCUGUGUGUACGCCCGGCAGUUGUAAUGUACGGUGCCGCACGCAACCAAGACGAUCUCACUCACAAGUUGGCAGACAUAAUUCAAGCCAAUAAUUUGCUAAAGACAAACUUACACAACGGAGUAGCCCCAACUAUAAUCGAGCAGAAUGUGACAAUGCUUCAGUUUCAUGUUGCGACAUUUUUGGACAACAAUCAGCCAAGCCUGCCCAGGUCGCUUCAAAAAUCCGGCAAACCUCUAAAAUGCAUCAAAUCUCGAUUAAAGGGCAAAGAAGGUCGCGUCCGAGGCAAUCUCAUGGGCAAACGUGUCGACUUCUCUGCGCGUACUGUGAUAACUCCCGAUCCGAAUUUGGAAAUCCUGCAAGUGGGAGUGCCCCGAUCGAUUGCACUGAAUCUGACCUACCCAGAAAUAGUCACUCCAUUCAACAUAGAUCUGAUGAAAAUGUUGGUAAGUCGAGGAUGUGACCAGUAUCCGGGAGCCAAGUUCAUAAAACGAUCGAAUGGGGAGCGCGUCGAUUUGCGUUUUCAUCCCAAUCCAAGUGAUCUGCACCUUGAGUAUGGCUACAUUGUGGAGAGACACAUCCGUGACGACGAUUUGGUCAUCUUCAAUCGGCAGCCAACCCUACACAAGAUGAGUAUGAUGGGUCAUAGAGUAAAGGUGCUGCCAUGGUCGACAUUCCGAAUGAACCUUUCCUGCACCUCGCCCUACAACGCUGAUUUCGACGGCGAUGAGAUGAACCUACACGUACCCCAGAGCAUUGAAACUUGUGCUGAGAUCGACAACAUUCAUGUGACUCCACGACAAAUUCUCACUCCGCAGUCGAAUAAGCCAGUCAUGGGGAUCGUGCAGGACGCCCUGAUCGGCGUUUCCAAGAUGACAAGGCGUGACGUAUAUCUGGACAAAGAGCAGAUGAUGAACCUUUUGAUGUAUUUGCCGACUUGGAACGGAAGAGUCCCCAUGCCGGCGAUUUUGAGGCCAACGCCAAUGUGGACUGGUAAGCAACUCUUUUCUCUGAUUAUUCCAGGUAAUCUUAACAUGCACAGGACGCACUCUACACAUCCCGACGAGGAGGAUGAAGGUCCUUACAAGUGGAUAUCGGUAGGCGAUACCAAAGUUGUAGUCGAGUUCGGAGACUUAAUCAUGGGAAUGUUGUGUAAAAAGUCGCUUGGCGCGUCAUCCGGCUCUCUCCUGCACAUCUGCUUCAUUGAACAUGGCUUCGAAAUAGCCGGCAAAUUCUAUGCCAAUAUCCAAAAGGUUGUCAAUGCCUGGUUGCUGUACGAAGGACAUACAAUUGGCAUAUCCGACACCAUUGCUGACCCGGAUACAUAUUGUGAAAUCCAAUCGGUGAUCCACAAUGCCAAAGUUAAAGUGGAACAAGUUAUAAGCGAUGCCCAUAACAUGAAGCUCGAGGCCACGCCAGGCAACACACUCCGCCAGACAUUCGAGAAUCAAGUGAAUCGCAUACUGAACGAUGCACGCGACAAGACCGGAGGCUCAGCCAAAAAAUCCCUAACAGAAUACAAUAACCUGAAGUCGAUGGUGGUCGCAGGUUCGAAGGGUUCCAAUAUAAACAUAUCGCAGGUUAUUGCGUGCGUGGGCCAGCAAAAUGUUGAAGGAAAACGGAUACCCUAUGGGUUCCGUAAACGUACUUUGCCACAUUUCAUUAAGGACGAUUUCGGACCAGAGGCCAAGGGAUUUGUCGCUAAUUCUUACCUCGCCGGGCUCACACCCUCGGAAUUCUACUUCCAUGCAAUGGGAGGGCGUGAGGGCCUCAUUGAUACUGCAGUUAAGACGGCCGAAACUGGGUAUAUUCAGCGCCGUUUAAUAAAGGCUAUGGAAUCUGUAAUGGUGCAAUACGAUGGCACGGUACGCAACGCUGAGAGUGAUAUAAUCCAAUAUUGCUACGGUGAAGAUGGCCUGGCUGGAGAAUCUGUGGAAUUCCAGCACCUCUCCACAAUAAAGCUCUCCAAUCAUGCGUUUGAGAAGCAAUUCAGGUUUGACUACUCCCAGAGGCGACACAUGGAGAACCUCUUCACCAGUGAGGCGCGGUCUGUUCUACAAAAGUCCGAAACUCUUGUGGCUGAGCUGGAAAAUGAGUGGGAACAGUUGCGCCGUGACCGUGCCGAAUUAAGACGCAUAUUUCCCACAGGGGAAUCGAAAGUGGUUCUUCCGUGUAAUAUUCAAAGAAUGAUUUGGAACGUCCAGAAAAUCUUUCACAUUGACUAUCGCCAACCAACGAACCUGACGCCGCCCGAAGUUAUCAGUGGAGUGAGGAGUCUCCUGAAGAAUUGCCUUAUUGUUAAUGGCGAAGAUCGGCUCUCGUGCCAGGCGAAUGAAAAUGCAACUUUUCUCUUCCAAUGCCUGGUUCGUGCGAAUCUAUGCUCUAAAAUGGUCAUCGACAAAUACCGUUUGUCAUCGGAGGCAUUCGAGAUGCUUGUGGGUGAGAUUAUCAGUCGUUUUCGAGUAGCUCAAGUGCAGCCGGGGGAGAUGGUCGGGGCACUCUCUGCUCAAUCGCUCGGCGAGCCAGCUACGCAGAUGACACUGAAUACGUUUCAUUUUGCUGGAGUUUCGGCAAAGAAUGUCACCUUGGGUGUUCCCCGUUUAAAGGAAAUCAUAAAUGUUGCUAAGAAACCAAAGUCGCCUUCGCUUACUGUUUUCUUAACUGGUCCAGCAGCCAGAGACGUAGAGAAGGCCAAGGACGUUCUGUGUCGUUUGGAGCACACAACUCUUAGGACGGUAACAACAAACACGGCUAUUUACUACGAUCCCGAUCCACGGCAAACUGUAAUCCUGGAAGACCAGGAUUUUGUUGAUAUUUACUAUGAAAUGCCGGAUUUCGAUCCAAUUGACGUAUCGCCCUGGCUCUUGCGCUUCGAGUUGAAUAGAAAAUUUAUGACUGAGAAGAAACUUUCCAUGGAACUAAUAGCUGAGAAGAUUGGUCUGGCUUUUGGCGAUGAUUUAAAGUGCAUUUUCAAUGACGACAAUGCCGAACAACUGAUCCUUCGCAUACGAAUAAAGAAUUCACCAGAGGAAUACAAGUUCCACAAUGAUGACAGAGAAGAAUCGGGACAUGAUAGCAUGGAGGACAGUUUGUUCUUGCGGUGCAUUGAGAACUCAAUCCUCUCGGAUAUGACUCUGCAGGGCAUAGAGGCAAUAAGUAAAGUCUACAUGCACCUUCCACAGGUGGACUCGAAAAAGAGAACCGUCAUAACAGAAAGUGGAGAGUUCAAACCUGUGGCCGAAUGGAUUCUCGAGACAGAUGGAACUUCCCUGAUGAAAGUUUUAUCGGAUCCUAGUGUCGAUUAUGUUCGAACUUAUAGCAAUGAUAUUUGCGAGAUUUUCAGUGUAUUCGGCAUAGAGGCAGUUCGGAAAUCUAUUGACAAGGAAAUGAAUACUGUUCUGCAAUUCUAUGGACUCUAUGUAAACCACCGUCAUCUAAGUUUGCUAUGCGAUGUUAUGACUGCCAAAGGACACCUUAUGGCCAUCACCAGGCACGGUAUUAAUCGCCAACAUGUGGGCGCAUUGAUGAGGUGUUCGUUUGAAGAAACCGUAGAUGUACUUCUAGACGCAGCUGCACACGCCGAGGUCGACCAUUUGCGUGGAAUAUCGGAGAAUAUAAUUCUCGGUCAACUUGCUCGGAUAGGAACUGGAGCUUUUGAUAUUCUAUUGGAUGCAAAAAAAUGCGAGAUGGCUAUGUAUGUUGAUGGCACAGCAGUAAAGGAUGGCACUUAUCUGUAUGGUAAUAGCUUCACUCCAUAUCCGUCUCCAGCGGCUUCGAUUAUUUCAAAUUCUUGCGGCAGCACAAGAAGCGUUUGUUUCUCUCCAACAUCUGCCCAUACCAGCAUUACUGGGUAUGAGAGUCCCGGGUCGCCAUACUAUUCGCCCUUAUCCCCCGGCAGCCCCUAUACUUUUGAGGGGUCGUGGGCGCCUAAAAUGACUACUAUGGAAUCGCCACAAUACUCUCCGACUUCGCCUAUUUAUUUGCCUAGCUGUCAUUACCUUGCCGAGAGUCCUCGAGCUUUGACGCGUUGUGAUUCGUAUUCGCCUACCAGUCCGAACGCUUCUCCAGCCAAUUCGACUCCCAGAUAUUCGCCAAGUUCUCCUUGUUACGACAUGAAAUUUGGAACGCAAUCUUUAUCACCUAGUUAUUCACCUUUAUCACCACACUACUCGCCACAACUUCUCUCUUGUCAACCCUCAUCACCUAUUAAUUCUUCAACUUAUUCCCCAACAACAACAACUUUAAAUUCUUCACCCUACUCACCAUCAUCUCCGCUAGUCAAUUCUCCAUCUCCAAACACUCAAGGAUCAGCAGAGACAAGGAUAAAACAAGAGAAACAAUCACGACAGUAUUCACCUUCGAGUCCAACAUUUUCGCCCGCAAAUUCUAUAUAUUCGAACUUUAGGGUGAUGACACCAAAUUAUUCUCCAGCAAGCCCGAAUUAUUCUCCAGCAAGUCCAAAUUAUUCUCCAACAAGUCCAAAUUAUUCUCCAGCAAGCCCAACAUACUCACCGACAAGUCCAUCAUACACCCCGACAAGUCCAAAGUAUUCAUCACACGAGCGAACAACAGUUUCGAUUUCUGGUUAUUCGCCGGUUAGCCCUACUUAUGCUCCAACUGUAAUUAGUGUAGGCUACUCGCCCACAAGUCCAGCAUACUCGCCGUCGAGUCCAAAUUAUUCACCAUCAAGCCCUUCCUCGACAUCGACAUACUCACCCAAUAGUCCUCAUUUUAUGUCACCUCCUCGCGCUAAUACCCUAAAACAGAAGAACUAUCCAGAAAGCUCACAAUACUCACCAAGCAGCCCUUCUAAUAAUAAUUCACCUGCUUCAUCCCCAGGAUCUUCAAUAAAUCUAUCAAAUUUGAUGUAUUCACCAGCAAGUCCAACUUAUUCGUCAAUUUUCGCGAACGAAUCUAGUCAUGGCAGUCGAUAUCUAAAUCAAACGUAUUCUCCAGCGGCAAGAAAUUGUGUUGUCGUUCCAGGAGCUUUACCCAUCAGUCCAGGAUACAUUGAAUCACCACCAACAAGCCCUGUUAUAUCUCCUUACACAGAUUUGGAUGACUCCUAUUCACCACAGUCUCCAGAAGCUGAAUUAUUUUUCGAGUAAUUAUUUUCGUUGUUUGAUUUUAAUAUUUUAUUCUUCUAUUCUAAAAAAGGAGAACAACUCAAUUAUCAUACAUUUUUAUUUUAGUUUGUUUAUAAAUUAAUCAAAUAUUCAUUACUAUUUGUUGUUAAUUAUUUAACAUAGCUUUUUUUAUUAUUUGAUUUAACCUUUAAAAGACUUAAUUUUGUUUGGGUUUACUAAAU